This is a messenger RNA of Amphiprion ocellaris (clown anemonefish), 2289 nucleotides long. Its product is annotated as homeobox protein unc-4 homolog. Gene Ontology annotation, biological process: regulation of DNA-templated transcription. Bases 298 to 1887 code for a protein of 529 amino acids. The transcript is spliced from 3 exons. The record is from RefSeq and is a predicted model, not a curated record. Gene Ontology annotation, molecular function: sequence-specific double-stranded DNA binding; DNA-binding transcription factor activity, RNA polymerase II-specific. Lineage: Eukaryota; Metazoa; Chordata; Actinopteri; Pomacentridae.
CUGGCUCGCGGAGAGAAAGAGCAGGGUUGACAUCUCGGCUGGACCGUAAACGUGAAAUACCUCCCAUCGCCGGGUCUCCGCCGCCUCACUCCAGAGCGCACCGUGGCCGCGGGAGACGGCCGUCUGCCUGGGUUCCCUUCCCUCCGCACCUCCUCCUCCUCCCUCCUGUUCCUCCUCGCCGCUUCUUCCUCCUCUCCCUGACUUUUUGUUGUUUUUUUUUUCCUUUCUUGACUGCAUGUUCAGCCACACUGCCUCCCUCUGCAUCUUCACUUCGGCCCCGCCGCAGCCCGGGCGAGCAUGGACAGUCGGGUACUCGAGCAUCCUCACGCCCAGUUCGGAGGCUCCUUGGGCGGGCUGGUGGGCUUCCCGUACCCGCUCGGUCCCCAUCACCAUCACCACCACCAUCACCAGCACGUCUACGAGCUCGCAAGCGGACACCAGCUGCAGUCGUCGGCCGCCGUGCCCUUCUCUAUAGACGGAUUACUUAACGGUUCCUGCUCGGCCUCGGUGGUCAGCUCCAACCCGCUGCUCUCCGACAGUCAGCAGUUCAAACUCUCAGAUUCGGGGGACCCGGAUAAAGACAGUCCCGGUUGUAAACGGAGGCGCACGAGAACGAAUUUCACCGGGUGGCAGCUGGAGGAGCUGGAGAAGGCUUUCAACGAGAGUCACUAUCCAGAUGUGUUCAUGCGGGAGGCGCUGGCGCUCCGGCUGGACCUCGUGGAGUCCAGGGUUCAGGUUUGGUUCCAGAACCGACGUGCUAAAUGGAGAAAAAAGGAGAACACAAAGAAAGGGCCGGGGCGGCCUGCGCACAACUCCCACCCCACCACAUGCAGCGGUGAGCCCAUGGACCCUGAGGAGAUCGCACGGAGGGACCAAGAAAGGGCCGAGAAGAAGAAACGGAAACAGGAGCGGAAACUGCUGAAGUCGCAGAAUAAACUUCUGGCAGGUGACAGUUUCCACACACCUGGAGGAUCGGAGAGUGACAGCGGCGUCUCCCAGUUCACUGACAGCGAGCAGCAGUCUUCAAACCUUAAUGGGACUAUUCACAUUGAACUGCCAGCAACAAAGGGUGCAGGAGGACACCAAACUGAAUCCAGCUGUGACCAAACACGACACGACUUCAGUCAAAUACAAAACCACCAAAACCAAAGAACCGCAGGAGAACCAGAGCAGGUGUCUCCAGGCAGCAUGCACAGCUCCAGUCCUGGAGGCCCGAGGUCCUCCACCCUGCAGAAACGAAACCCUUUCAGCGUGGAGAGCCUCCUCUCUGACACUAUGCCUCGACGGAAAUCCCAACUGGACUUCAACUCACUGCCCAAUCAGAGGACACUGGUGGGUAAAGGUCACUUCUUGCUUUACCCCAUUACCCAUCAGCCUUUGGGCUUUCUGGUGCCCCAAACAGCCUUGAAGGCCACACCCUGUCAGGACAACAUGACCAGGCUCAGCCUUGGACAGAGGUGUGUGCCAAGUGAGGGCAGCCCUGCUCCCUCUGACCUCUCCAGCUUUGGCAGUGUCACUAAGUCUCUGAGCUCAGAACCUCUGGAGCCACACAAUCACAUCAGCAGCAGAGUGGACGGCGCCGACACGGAGGACUGUGGCGGUGACUGCAGCAAUGGAAGACUUCCUGCUUCUCCUCCGCAGAACAGCGUGGCUCAGACGGCUCUGUCCAGACUGAGCUCCACACAGUCCAGUGACAGCAGCGAGGAGAGGAGUCUGAAAGUUCAAAUGGAGGCAGUGACCAACGGCUGCCAAUCUGCUGAGCUGUGUGCAAAACAAAAGGGUGCAAGAGAGGAGCGAGCAUCUCCAGACCUCUCCGAGUGUCUCAAGGCAAACACAGACUGUCAAGAAACACCCGGAACAGAUGGAGAGGAUGUCGAUAUGGACUAACACUUUCAAGGAGCAAACAUAAACAAAGGACCAGGAACACCGCUCAGACUAUUCAAACAUUCCCAAAGCUCUGCUGAGACAUUCUAAAACAUAUCAGGAAUCAGGAGACUUAAUUCUCAUCUAUUUUCUAAUCGUAAAGUGUGAUCUAUCCAGAUGGCUCCUCAAAGCUGUGGCUGCCCUCAUAUUCAGGCUUUAGGUCUGAACAACACCUUUAGAAGCAGGUUCUUUCUCUUUUUCUGUUGUUGUUUUUUUGUUUUUGGAGGGGGUGAACAAGUUGUAACAAAAACUAGGCUACAAUAAACAUCUUACACACAACAAAAAUCCUCAGAUAUUGUACAAAAAACAAGAAAAUGAUAUUUAUAUGUAAACAUUUUGAUAAAUAAAGUUAUUGUUUAAAUUGAA